AUGAACGAAUACGCAGCCUCGAAGGUCUUCCUCCCAGUUAGGCAGGGCGUCGCAGCUGGUAAAAUUGCCAAAAAAUAUGGAAUGAAAAAAUGGCCAAACCCAUUGCAGCUUGCGACUUCGAAGAACCCUCCUGCUGAUGAUACUGCUUCUGUCACCAGCCCCAGAAAAACUGUCAAUCCCAAGUUCCUCCGGGUUGCUUGUUUCCAGCUCCCUUACUGUCCUUCUGGUGCUGCUGCUCCUGCUGCUGCUGUACCUCCACGGUCAACACCAUCAUCAUUAUCAUCCACGAAAAGCGGCAAAGCCGGCAGCCGUCCGCGACGCCGUCCUAAACCUCCCGUGACGGUUCUCACCGACGAAGCAGGCAAACGCUGGGGCUACAAGGUCGUCAGCGCAGCCCUCGAAGCCGCCGAAGCAGCACGAUACAGCGAACGAGCAGCCACGAACGGCGCGUCUGUGCUGCCAACGCCGCCCUUCAGCGUUACCACAGCUACCAGCAUACCCAACGAAGAACAAGACAUCAUGAACAUCCGCCCUGGCGUCCCUAUGACGGCCUCGAUUCCUCUCUACCAGAAGCUCGUCCUGCAUUCUCUCCCGCCGGAAAUCAAUUUCUUUGACUACAUUCGUGAGGACAGCGUCUCGCCUUUUGACCUCGGACAGUGGUAUCACCAGUGGUCGCAGGAGCUGCAGAUGCAGGCGCUGCUCGACCGGCUUUAUUGGCAGUUUCGCUUUGAUCUCAAUCAAAUUCGUAAAGGUAAUGUAAUCACGAAGGAAUUCAUCUCAUUUCAUCUCAUCUCAUUAUAUGUGAUAUCAUCUGUUCUACAUGUAGGUAAUAAUCUUCCGGAUGUUAGUUGUUACCUACCUACCUACCUAGAGCAAGCAAGAAAACUAUUAAUUACUGAAACGGGCAACUAA
Molecule: messenger RNA, 912 nt
Organism: Rasamsonia emersonii CBS 393.64
Lineage: Eukaryota; Fungi; Ascomycota; Eurotiomycetes; Eurotiales; Trichocomaceae
Exons: 6
Coding region: 1-912 (303 amino acids)
Source: RefSeq, a predicted model, not a curated record